Messenger RNA from Eucalyptus grandis, 672 nucleotides. RefSeq lists its product as uncharacterized. The coding region runs from base 1 to 672 and encodes 223 amino acids. The transcript has 2 exons. Gene Ontology annotation, molecular function: nucleic acid binding; RNA-DNA hybrid ribonuclease activity. The record is from RefSeq and is a predicted model, not a curated record. Lineage: Eukaryota; Viridiplantae; Streptophyta; Magnoliopsida; Myrtales; Myrtaceae.
AUGUACUUUGAUGGUGCGGUUAACUUAGCUGGGUCGGGUACUGGGGCAGUUCUUAUCUCCUCGGAUGGACAACAUUACCCCGUCGCCACUAAAUUGACAUUCCCUUGCACGAAUAACAUUACUGAAUACGAAGCAUGCAUUCUCGGCCUCCAAGCCGCUGUUGAUAUGAAAAUUCGAAAGUUACAAGUUUAUGGUGAUUCAGCCCUUAUCAUCUUACAGACUGAAGGCAAAUGGCGAACACAUGAUUCUAAAUUGAUUCCGUAUCAUGAGUUCCUGGGGAAGUUGACGGAAGAAUUCCAAGAAGUAUUAUUCGAAUACUUACCAAGGUCUCAAAAUCAGUUCGUUGAUGCCUUAGCUACCUUGUCCUCGAUGUUGCAAGUAGUUGGAGGCUUGGACAUUGAACCAUUGAGAAUUGAAAUCCUUAGGCGCCCGGCUUAUUGUAUGACGGUUAAAGAGGAACUAGAUGGACAACCUUGGUAUUACGACAUCUUGAAGUAUCUACAGAAGGGUGAAUUCCCCGAAGGAAGUGAAGCAGCGGACAUAAAGCAUUUGAUAAAGCUAGCAUCAAAAUUCUUCACCAGUGCAGAUGUCCUCUACAAAAGGUCCUUCGACUCGACAUUGCUAAGCACGUACGACGGUGUCACCAAUGCCAGAUUUAUGGAGACAAGAUAA